Messenger RNA from Bradysia coprophila, 1396 nucleotides. RefSeq lists its product as uncharacterized. NCBI's taxonomy places the organism in Eukaryota, Metazoa, Arthropoda, Insecta, Diptera, Sciaridae. The record is from RefSeq and is a predicted model, not a curated record.
CGCAAGACAUUGCUGAAGAUGUUGGCUGUCCCAGUGUCCCACUGAUGUAAGUGAAUCGACGAGAUUCAACGACACGGUAUACCGAAACGCCGAAAAGACUGCAACGGUUCCAGAAGAAGAUGUUGUUGAGCUGGAGCUCGACAUAGAAAACCCAGUGCAUUGUACAAUAUUGAGGGCGAUGAUUCCAUUGAGUUGACCAUGCUAGACGCAGGAAACGCUACGUUCCGAAAACGGAAACGUACUGGUCACCGUAAAACUCUGAAAGACAUCAACCUCAGCAUUAAUGUAAAGGAAAAUGUUAAAACUGUCUCAACGACUCAACGUCAUUUGUGUCCCAGAGAUGAUUCCGUCUCAACGGUCGCUUGUUUGCGCAAUUUGGCUGGCAGAAUCUUCGCUGAGCCAAGCCAUACCUCAUUUUCCGAAUCGAUGGCACGUCAAUUUGGAUCGAAAUGCAUGUCGGACAAGUUGUUGCAGGCAUUUAAGCGAAUGCCACUCCUAACGAAAACUGAGGAAACCCAUCGAGACAUGGUCCAAGAGUUUUGUUCCGAUCUGCUAUCCAACAACCAAUCAUCUGUCACACCGAUAGCGAUUGUUGAAGAUUCUGUUACCAAAGCUCAUUCGUAUUGUGAGCAGCCAGAUGAAAUGUUGCUGCCGGAAGUCGAGUUUUCAGUUGACGGUUGUAACAGUCAACCUAUUGACAAGUUAGUUCCGCUUCCUGUUGAUCCUUCAACUUACGAUCACCCGGCUUCGCUUACUGCUGAACCCUCCAUUUACGAGCACAUUACAAUGGAAUUGCCUUCAUCUAUUCCUCAGCUUUUGGCGAAUAACGAAACGACUGAGCCGAUUCCUCGAUGUGAUACCGACUCUCAAAAACAGUUUGCUUCUCGAUCUCGCCAGAACAAACUCGAUUGGGGUAAAGAAGGUGUACUACAAAAGCUGAUGUCGCUAUGGAACAGUGGUGUCUAUCCCAUCGGUAUGAAAGACAUAAUGCAGGCGAACAAUCAGAGAAUGUCCGCUGCCACAGCAUUCUUUUCUCUCAUGGAGCUGAAUUCGGCUCGAAUCGGACUGAUAACUAUAACAAAGUGUCCCGAUUCCAACGUCAUCUUUAACAUAUCGAAGUCACCGAAGCUCAUUGAGUUGCAGGAAAAGCUGUAAUUGAUGACCACAAUCUUUUGGAAUGUGUGCGCAGAUGCACAGAAAUUUUAUAACUUUUUCAUUCUCUAAUUGUUUCUUUUGUUAUCGUUCGGCGAUGAAUGUUUUCUUUUAAAUUUUACCGAUCAUCUACCUACCAUUUGUUUAUGUUAUAGAGAAUUCUGCCUGCUCGUUGAAUCGAAUUUUAAAUUAGUUUUAUGAGCUUGUUUGUUGUUCAAUCUUCGUAAAUAAAUAUUGGCAUGAA